AAACCUUCCUUGAAUCAGGAAUCAUAGAACACAGCUUCCUCUCAAACCAGUCUCCAUAUUUUAUAUACCAAACAUAAACAUUUGAAAUUAACCUUCAGCAAAAAAAUGAUUCGAACCUGUCGAUCCUUGGCCUCCCAGUACGGGCAACACUUAAGGCUUAGAUGUAGCAGGACCUUCUCAAGUAGCGAAAUUCGCGUUUGGCCAGAAGAACCGAAGAAAAAGCCGGAAACGCCAGCUAACCCGCAUAAGAUUGAGCACAGCAGACCCAUAUUGAGUGCUCGAUACCUGGAGUUCCGGGAAAAAUUGAGACGGGAGUCGGCUCCAGAGCUUGUGCCCGAGGUACCCUACAAUCCGGCCCACGAAAAGGAGCCACUGCAGCCGUGGCCCAACAGCGUGAACCCGCAUACGGGGGAAGUUGGUGGUCCGGCGGGUCCAGAGCCCACGCGUUACGGCGACUGGGAGCGGAAGGGUCGAGUCACGGACUUCUAACACUAGUGGAAAAUCAAAUCUUCACCUUUACGCUUGUGUUUGGACUGAUUCUGAUUUAUUAACCGUGUUAACAACAGAAGCCCUCACAAUUUGUUACACUCGGCCACGGUAGCAGGCCUGAAAUCCAGAUCAAGAUGAAGCAAAUCAAGAUUCUACCGGAGCGCUUCUGCGAAGGCAUUACAUAAAUUUCUAUUGUGUGAUUUCUUUGUGGUUUCUGUGGAGAGGAUUUAUGUUGGCCCUGCCAUCAAAUAAAAAUUGAUAGCCCUUUCUCUCGCUCCUCGAAGGGGUUCCCAGAAUAGAGAGUGCGGCUGGAA
This is a messenger RNA of Drosophila ananassae, 803 nucleotides long. RefSeq names its product succinate dehydrogenase assembly factor 4, mitochondrial. NCBI's taxonomy places the organism in Eukaryota, Metazoa, Arthropoda, Insecta, Diptera, Drosophilidae. The record is from RefSeq and is a predicted model, not a curated record. The transcript has a single exon. Bases 106 to 489 code for a protein of 127 amino acids. Gene Ontology annotation, cellular component: mitochondrion. Gene Ontology annotation, biological process: mitochondrial respiratory chain complex II assembly.